UGCUUGACUCAUUUUUUUCUUCUAAGAAAAAUUUAGCAGCGGAAAAGAAAAAAGAAAAAAAGAGAACAUAAGAAAAGAAGAAAGAAAAGGAGAAGAUGAAAACAAAGUAAGAAGCUGUUGUUAAUGAUGAUGAUGACACACAAAAUCUUGCAAGGAGGUGAUGACAGCUUUACAAGUAUUGGUAGUUGCAUGCAUGGCCACGGACUAACCAGGCAAAUGAUGAUGAAUUUGGGAACUACUAGUAUAAGUAACACUAGAUGGGAUAUGCCUUCCACUCCCAGAUAGGACAAGACUUCCAUGGUCACCUGACACCUUCUCAUCCCCACUCUCGUCUAAUUUACUCGCACACCACCAAACUCCUUUAACAAACACACACAUUUUCACAUACAUCGUCUUCUUGGGCACUGAUGAUAUCUCUUUGAUCAUGAUUCAUGACUGUAGUAAGAAGAUCGAAGGGAGGGAAAUUAAUUGAUGUUGCCUUUAUUCCUGUUUUUGCUUUACUCUCCCCCUUCCAGGAGCGAGGUUUCCAAAAGACCCCUCUCCCCCUAGCUACAUGCCCAUCUUUCUUUUCGGUUACAGCAAUCUGAUAUUUCAUUUUGGUCGUCCUUUUCUUCUUCUUUGAAAAUUAACUAGUAUAAAUAUCUUUUCCUCAUUCAAUUCAAGCAAACAAGUUUUGAUCAAUAAAUAGCUGAUAUGGCUGUAGAAACUUCAGCUCCUCUACUGGUGGACUAUAUUAAUGGCCUCCCAAAGUCGAACGAAAGCUUUCCAGAUCACGAACAUCACGGUUCCCGGCCAACCCUUCCAGAGGUUGCUGAGGAGAUUAAAAAGCUAUACACCAUAGCCUUUCCCAUGAUCAUCACCGGCCUGCUUGUUUAUGGUAAAUCCAUGAUAUCAGUGCUAUUCAUGGGAAGAAUGGGGAAAGAUGCACUGGCUGGGGGGUCUCUUUCAAGUGGCAUAGCCAACAUCACUGGCUACUCCAUCAUCUCAGGUUUAGCCAUGGGCAUGGAAGGCAUCUCUUCUCAAGCCUGUGGGGCUAAGCAGUGGUCAGUCAUGGGUCAAACCCUGCAACGCACAAUCGUCAUUCUUUUGUUCGCUUCAAUUCCCAUUUCCCUCUUGUGGCUCAACAUCCAGCCAAUACUAGUCUUUUGUGGCCAAGACUCAAAUAUAUCUUCAGUUGCAGCUAACCAUCUUGCAUUCUGCAUACCAGACCUUGUAUUCCAAUCCAUCAUAUACCCUCUCAAAAUCUUUCUGAGGACACAGAAUGUAACGCUGCCCCUUAUCCUUAGUGCUGUCUUUUCUCUGGCCUUGCAUGCACCAGUAAAUUAUCUCCUCAUUCAUAAGCUCGGCCUAGGCAUUCGAGGCGUUGCUGCGGCAUCAUCCAUAACAGACUUCGCUACCCUUGCAACACUCGUUCUUUACAUAAUCUUUUCUGGGGUGUAUAAAAGAUCAUGGCCAGGGUGGUCCCUCCAAUGCUUCAAUCAGUGGAAGCCGAUUCUAAGCCUUGCACUCCCCAGCUGUGUAUCUGUAUGCUUAGAGUGGUGGUGGUACGAGUUGAUGAUUCUAUUAUCUGGUUUGCUCUCAAAUGCGGCCGAAGUCGUGGCAACCAUGGGGAUUCUCUUGCAGGCAACUUCUCUUGUUUACAUUUUUCCUUCAUCUUUGGGCUUAGCGGUGUCUACUCGAGUGGGAAAUGAGUUAGGAGCCAACCAUCCUAGCAAAGCAAGAAUUUCGUGCCUGGUAGCAUUAGCAUGUGCAGUGUUUACAAGCAUAGCUGCAAUGUCAUUCGUCACAAUAUGCAGAAAUGCUUGGGGACGAGCUUUUACACAGGACAAAGCCAUUCUGUCUUUGACCGCCCUGUCCAUGCCGGUGGUGGGCCUCUGUGAGCUCGGAAACUGCCCCCAGACCGCCGGUUGUGGAGUAUUGAAGGGCUGCGCUAGGCCGGUGUUGGGUGCCACGAUUAAUCUGGGCUCCUUCUACGGUGUUGGGCUACCUCUCGCAAUCAUCACUGGAUUUGGAUUGGGAAAGGGCUUAUUAGGCCUAUGGUUGGGUCUACUGGUGGCCCAGGCCGUGUGUUCGGUCCUGAUGGUUUUUGUUCUGAGGGGAACAGAUUGGAUGGAUCAAGCAAAUAGGGCGAGCGAGUUGAUUGGAAUUACAGGUGAUCCUGAUCGUGAAUCUCGGGGUGAAUACGUAAUAUGGAAUGAUCAUGACCGUCAACUAAGUCAGGCAAAAGAGUCUACGGUGUGAAUUUGAAUCAGACCAUGUUCGCAUGGGAAAAAAAAUUCAACCGGCGGAUAGAGAAAGUAAUAAUGUGAUGCAUAUAUAAAUUAUGAUGGGGUUGUGUUGUUAAUAUCCAUAUGCAUCAAUUUGGAAAAUUUUGAUGGGGGUUGUGUUGUUAAUAAAGUGUAUGUUUUGAGUGUUUGUAUAAAAUUUUGUUUUAAUUUCUCUUUU
This is a messenger RNA of Coffea arabica (coffee), 2445 nucleotides long. RefSeq names its product protein DETOXIFICATION 49-like. Gene Ontology annotation, biological process: xenobiotic detoxification by transmembrane export across the plasma membrane. Lineage: Eukaryota; Viridiplantae; Streptophyta; Magnoliopsida; Gentianales; Rubiaceae. Gene Ontology annotation, molecular function: xenobiotic transmembrane transporter activity; antiporter activity. Gene Ontology annotation, cellular component: membrane. The record is from RefSeq and is a predicted model, not a curated record.